Molecule: messenger RNA, 2384 nt
Organism: Hermetia illucens (black soldier fly)
Lineage: Eukaryota; Metazoa; Arthropoda; Insecta; Diptera; Stratiomyidae
Exons: 3
Coding region: 141-2189 (682 amino acids)
Source: RefSeq, a predicted model, not a curated record
AGGCAUAGUCAGUUAAAUGUCGGCCGAGACAACUUUGUCAAAAAUUAGGAUUUCAUUCGCUCGAGUUCUACAAUUAUUCUGCGAGUUUCUGCAAGGAAUUCUGUAAAGAUCAGAUAAAUAUAUUUGUGUGGUACUUAACAAUGUCGGGGUUGGAACAAUGGAAUCGGAGGGACAGUGCUGUGUGUCGUCUAAAAGAGUUCCUGUUGCGAGAACGCCCCCCGAACGCUAGAGAGAGUCUAAACUCGUCAGACGGUUCGGAUGAAAGCUUCUCUUUGGAUCUCGAUGAAAGUUUUCAAAAAGUGCUAAGCGCCCAUAUGAAAAAAAGAAAUAAUAUCGUGGAGGACAAAGAGAACUUGUACAAAACAGCAUGUGAAAAUACUCUCUACGCAACAAUUAAUCAAACAGUAGCGGAAGCUACAACCGAUAGGUCCGAAACUGUGUACAGCUUCAAUGAUUCUACAAUAAUAGAAGAUACUUCCAACGAUUCCGACGAUUGCUUUGAAGAAUUGGAAAGGAUGUGUGAUAAGACAUUUUCAGAUCCCGAUAAUACAAUCCACCAAUAUCUGGCCAAAAAGAAGCUUGAGAAGUGUAGCCUUAACAAAGAAAAUGAAACUGUUAACAUCUCACAACCUUUGAAGGAAGCUAACAGGCAAUUGAAUGCGAGCAAGGUCGAUUCAGGAGAACAAUUGAACGAUAUUGAAGAACCUUCGGGAUUAUGGGACAUCACAAUUGCUGGUGAUAUAUCGGGCAUUCAAUUUACCCCCAGCAAGCCAACGAAGUUUCAACCAGUAAUAACGGCAAUCAGAGAAGAAAGUAUAUCUAAAUUAUCGAAUCAAUUUUCGAAUUUGGGAGGUUCUAUGCAUGGGGCUGAAGAAAACUCAUAUAAGUCGCGUAGUGCUAGUGAAUCUGGUACUGAUGAAUCUCAGAAAAGUACAAUUGUUUUCGGUGGAAAAGAAGCGGAGAAAGAUGUUGAUACUACAAUUUUGAUUAAUUUGAGUUGUCCUCAGCUAGAUGACACUUUAUAUGAUGAGAAAACAACGACGACAGAUUGUUACAUUACAGCUCAUGAUACUUUCCCGACUUCGGAAGUAAGUAGAAACAAUUCAAAAAAAGUACAUCACAACGUAGAUUCGUUGAUUACAAGAGAUGGUGAAAAGUCAUUUGCGAAUCAUGCAAAAGAUCUUUUGAAAGAUUUUAGUCGAACUCCAAAGCAAAAAACAUCUCAACAAAAAUUCAACGUCACGCACGAUUUGAUCGAUUUAGACGCCUCUCUGCAUGUCCCAAUUAAAGAGGAAGAGAAUAUCACUGAUUUAUUUGCAACCAAAGCAGAUGACACAAUUAUUUUACUUUCGGACGACGAAGAUCACGAAGCACACAACACUGCAUUCUCUUUAGACAUGGAAGAGUCGCAGACAGACUUAUCAGGAAUGGAGUACAACGAAAAGCAGCUCACCUUCAACGACACCUUGGAAGAAGUGGAUUACAUACUUAAGCAGGGAAUGAAAUAUAUGGCAGAAAAUCAGGAGCAGCUUAAACCUCUGAAGAAAGAAAGGUUUCCAAGUCCUGCGCCAUUCUCACCACAAACACCGCAGACAGUCAUCAAAAAGCCGAAACCAUUCCUUUCACAUGAAAAACCAAAGAAUUUGGAAGAAUUUAAACGGCCGCUUGGUACUAGCAGAAUCCCACAUUGUAAAGCAGCGACGGUUGGAAAGAAACCCGCUUUUUUCAAACAUAUUGUCAGCCCGGUUGGAGCAUAUAUUAAUAAUACUCCGCAAGUACCAUUCAAGGUAGAUUUUAAGGCAACAACUAACGUGCUCCAACCGAAAGCAGCUCGCGGUUUAGAUUAUGGUGCGAAGGACAGUAGUUGUAAGAAGAAAGAACAGCCAUCGAAGGAAUGUUUCUCCAGUUUACCUAAGAAGGCGUAUAUUUCGUCUGAGGUUAAACACGUUGUUGAUCAACGCAAACCAGUCACAAUUCCUGGUGGAGAAAAGAUACAUAGAUAUCUACAGCCUAUUAAAGUUCCAGCAGUUAUACGGCAUGAAGGCAAAAUCAAAUCAAAUAUUCCGUCGGCACAUCAGCGGGCUCCUUCGAUAAACAUGGUAAACAAUAGUUUAGCUGAUUUGUCAACGGUUGCGGGUGAUAUAUCACUACAUGUUCUGAAAGAUGCGAAGCGAAAUUUAAAACAUUGAGGGAAAUUUUUAUUUAUUUUAAUGUGAAAACUGCGGCAUGUAUAAAGCUGUUCUUGUGGUGAUUUACAGUGUUUAUAUAUAUUAAUCUAUUGUAUUGUAUAUGAAAUGUGUUAAGAUUUAAGGAUCAACAUUUGAUUUAUCUCGUAUUUUUUACAGCUUAGAUUGAAUAAAGACAUUUUAAUGAUUAUAAUUAUA